CUGGGAACUGCGGCCGCGGGCUCGCGCUCCCGGGCGGGCCCUGCUGCCGGGCUGCCCUCCUUGCCCUGCCAUGUCUCGCCGGAAGCCUGCGUCGAGCGGCCUCGCUGCCUCCAGCUCAGCCCCUGCGAGGCAAGCGGUUUUGAGCCGAUUCUUCCAGUCUACAGGAAGCCUGAAAUCCACCUCCUCCUCCACGGGUGCAGCCGACCAGGUGGAUCCUAACGCUGCAGCGCCCCCAGCGCCCACUGUCCCGCCCCAGCUGCCGCUCCACGUAGCUACAGAAAUUGACAGAAGUAAGAAGAGACCAUUGGAAAAUGAUGGGCCUGCUAGAAAGAAAGUAAAGAAAGUCCAACAAAAGGAAGGAGGAAGUGAUCUGGGAAUGUCUGGCAACUCUGAGCCAAAGAAAUGUCUGAGGACCAGGAAUGUUUUAAAGUCUCUGGAAAAAUUGAAAGAAUUCUGCUGCAAUUCUGCCCUUCCUCAAAAUAGAGUCCAGACAGAAUCUCUGCAGGAGAGAUUUGCAGUUCUGCCAAAAUGUACUGAUUUUGAUGAUAUCAGUCUUCUACAUGCAAAGAAUGCAGUUUCUUCUGAAGAUUCGAAAUGUCAAAUUAAUCAAAAGGACACAACACUUUUUGAUCUCAGUCAGUUUGGAUCAUCAAAUACAAGUCAUGAAAAUUUACAGAAAACUGCUUCCAAACCAGCUAACAAACGGUCCAAAAGCAUCUAUACGCCGCUAGAAUUACAAUACAUAGAAAUGAAGCAGCAGCACAGAGAUGCAGUUUUGUGUGUGGAAUGUGGAUAUAAGUAUAGAUUCUUUGGGGAAGAUGCAGAGAUUGCAGCCCGAGAGCUCAAUAUUUAUUGCCAUUUAGAUCACAACUUUAUGACAGCAAGUAUACCUACUCACAGACUGUUUGUUCAUGUACGCCGCCUGGUGGCAAAAGGAUAUAAGGUGGGAGUUGUGAAGCAAACUGAAACUGCAGCAUUAAAGGCCAUUGGAGACAACAGAAGUUCACUCUUUUCCCGGAAAUUGACUGCCAUUUAUACAAAAUCUACACUUAUUGGAGAAGAUGUGAAUCCCCUAAUCAAGCUGGAUGAUGCUGUAAAUGUUGAUGAGAUAAUGACUGAUACUUCUACCAGCUAUCUUCUGUGCAUCUCUGAAAAUAAGGAAAAUGUUAGGGACAAAAAAAAGGGCAACAUUUUUAUUGGCAUUGUGGGAGUGCAGCCUGCCACAGGUGAGGUUGUGUUUGAUAGUUUCCAGGACUCUGCUUCUCGUUCAGAGCUAGAAACCCGGAUGUCAAGCCUGCAGCCAGUAGAGCUGCUGCUUCCUUCGGCCUUGUCCGAGCAAACAGAGGCGCUCGUCCACAGAGCCACAUCUGUUAGUGUGCAGGAUGACAGAAUUCGAGUCGAAAGAAUGGAUAACAUUUAUUUUGAAUACAGCCAUGCUUUCCAGGCAGUUACAGAGUUUUAUGCAAAAGAUACAGUUGACAUCAAAGGUUCUCAAAUUAUUUCUGGCAUUGUUAACUUAGAGAAGCCUGUGAUUUGCUCUUUGGCUGCCAUCAUAAAAUACCUCAAAGAAUUCAACUUGGAAAAGAUGCUCUCCAAACCUGAGAAUUUUAAACAGCUAUCAAGUAAAAUGGAAUUUAUGACAAUUAAUGGAACAACAUUAAGGAAUCUGGAAAUCCUGCAGAAUCAGACUGAUAUGAAAACCAAAGGAAGUUUGCUGUGGGUUUUAGACCACACUAAAACUUCAUUUGGGAGACGGAAGUUAAAGAAGUGGGUGACCCAGCCACUCCUUAAAUUAAGGGAAAUAAAUGCCCGGCUUGAUGCUGUAUCUGAAGUUCUCCAUUCAGAAUCUAGUGUGUUUGGUCAGAUAGAGAAUCAUCUACGUAAAUUGCCUGACAUAGAGAGAGGACUCUGUAGCAUUUAUCACAAAAAAUGUUCUACCCAAGAGUUCUUCUUGAUUGUCAAAACUUUAUAUCACCUAAAGUCAGAAUUUCAAGCAAUAAUACCUGCUGUUAAUUCCCACAUUCAGUCAGACUUGCUCCGGACCAUUAUUUUAGAAAUUCCUGAACUCCUCAGUCCAGUGGAGCAUUACUUAAAGAUACUCAAUGAACAAGCUGCCAAAGUUGGGGAUAAAACUGAAUUAUUUAAAGACCUUUCUGACUUCCCUUCAAUAAAAAAGAGGAAGGAUGAAAUUCAAGGUGUUAUUGACGAGAUCCGAAUGCAUUUGCAAGAAAUACGAAGAAUACUAAAAAAUCCUUCUGCACAAUAUGUGACAGUAUCAGGACAGGAGUUUAUGAUAGAAAUAAAGAACUCUGCUGUAUCUUGUAUACCAACUGAUUGGGUAAAGGUUGGAAGCACAAAAGCUGUGAGCCGCUUUCACUCUCCUUUUAUUGUAGAAAAUUACAGACAUCUGAAUCAGCUCCGGGAGCAGCUAGUCCUUGACUGCAGUGCUGAAUGGCUUGAUUUUCUAGAGAAAUUCAGUGAACAUUAUCACUCCUUGUGUAAAGCAGUGCAUCACCUAGCAACUGUUGACUGCAUUUUCUCCCUGGCCAAGGUCGCUAAGCAAGGAGAUUACUGCAGACCAACUGUACAAGAAGAAAGAAAAAUCGUAAUAAAAAAUGGAAGGCAUCCUGUGAUUGAUGUGUUGCUGGGAGAACAGGAUCAAUAUGUUCCAAAUAGUACAGAUUUAUCGGAGGACUCAGAGAGAGUAAUGAUAAUUACCGGACCAAACAUGGGUGGAAAGAGCUCCUACAUAAAACAAGUUGCAUUGAUUACCAUCAUGGCUCAGAUUGGCUCCUAUGUUCCUGCAGAAGAAGCGACAAUUGGGAUCGUGGAUGGCAUUUUCACAAGGAUGGGUGCUGCAGACAAUAUAUAUAAAGGACGGAGUACAUUUAUGGAAGAACUGACUGACACAGCAGAAAUAAUCAGAAAAGCAACAUCACAGUCCUUGGUUAUCUUGGAUGAACUAGGAAGAGGGACGAGCACACAUGAUGGAAUUGCCAUUGCCUAUGCUACACUUGAGUAUUUCAUCAGAGAUGUGAAAUCUUUAACCCUGUUUGUCACCCAUUAUCCGCCAGUUUGUGAACUAGAAAAAAAUUACUCACACCAGGUGGGGAAUUACCAUAUGGGAUUCUUGGUCAGUGAGGAUGAAAGCAAACUGGAUCCAGGUGCAGAAGAACAAGUCCCUGAUUUUGUCACCUUCCUUUACCAAAUAACUAGAGGAAUUGCAGCAAGGAGUUAUGGAUUAAAUGUGGCUAAACUAGCAGAUGUACCUGGAGAAAUUUUGAAGAAAGCAGCCCACAAGUCAAAAGAGCUGGAAGGAUUAAUAAAUACGAAAAGGAAGAGACUCAAGUAUUUUGCAGAGUUAUGGACGAUGCAUAAUGCACAAGACCUGCAGAAGUGGACAGAGGAGUUUGAAAUGGAAGAAACACAGACUUCUCUUCUUCAUUAAAAUGAAGACUACAUUUGUGAACAAAAAAUGGAGAAUUAAAAAUACCAACUGUACAAAAUAACUCUCCAGUAACAGCCUAUCUUUGUGUGACAUGGAGAAAAGGAGAUGACUCCAGGAAUUUCAUGCCCAUGCCAGAGGGAGCUGCAGGGACCAGCAAUCACUGGUAAUGUCCAGGUGGACAUCUGGAGCCACCUCUCCCUCUUGCUUGGUCCAGGCCAGCAUCAACACUGAAGCAGGUAGGGGUUCCAGGAGCAUUGUGUCCUGGCAGUGGCAGCACACAGUGUCUGGCAGCUGACAACAUGGAACUUUACAGGGUAGAUUCUUCAGCAUGAUCAGGAAGCCAGCCAGGUGGCCAGCUUGCGGGAGGGCAGGCCUCCUCCAAGCUGGGGAAGAGAUCAGCACAGCUGAACCGCAUUUCCAAGUGAGGCUCAUCCCCAGCUGGGUUACUGAGAUAUUGGAGGAAACAUUGAGGCCAAAUCCCAGUCAUAAAGAUUGCACAAAUGCCAUGGGGAGGUAGGCAGAAAGCUGCAAACAAGUGGGUUUGUAUUUCAGAUAACCAUCUUGGGGCUGCAAUUCUAAAGUUAGAUAUAACCACACAGGUGAGAAUAGGGCUGCUGGUGCAUGGCAAGGGCCCUCCACAUUCCCUCUGGUACUGCACAGGCAUGAGCCUGCAGGCUAAAUGUCUUCCAUACUUCAGAUGGAGGCUGGGGGAGACAGUUGGCCAAAUGUCAAGGAAAGUAACUUUUUAAUAUGAUAUAUUCCUUUAAGUGACUUGUCUGUUUUUAGCCAUCAAAUUACAAAUUAAGAGCUAGUGAUUCUGCAGUAACACACACCAAUUCCUUGAAAACCUCCUAAAGUCACACCAAUUUAAUAAUUCCAACCUUAGGGAAAAAAAGCCAAACACAUUUUAACAAGUUUCAACUUUGACCUUUCUAUUGCUUCAUCUCUCCUCAGUGCUAUCUAUUCUAUAUAGUUUUUAAAAUAGUGUUAUUAUAUAAUAUAACUAGUAUAACAAUAUUUGAAAAUC
This is a messenger RNA of Nomascus leucogenys (northern white-cheeked gibbon), 4475 nucleotides long. NCBI's taxonomy places the organism in Eukaryota, Metazoa, Chordata, Mammalia, Primates, Hylobatidae. The record is from RefSeq and is a predicted model, not a curated record.